This is a messenger RNA of Panicum hallii, 949 nucleotides long. RefSeq lists its product as uncharacterized. NCBI's taxonomy places the organism in Eukaryota, Viridiplantae, Streptophyta, Magnoliopsida, Poales, Poaceae. The record is from RefSeq and is a predicted model, not a curated record. The transcript has 4 exons. The coding region runs from base 1 to 621 and encodes 206 amino acids.
AUGACGGUGGGAAUGGAGGUGGCUGGAGGAGGAAGACGAGCUGCGCAGGGCUUUGAGCCGUUGUGGGCCAUUCCGCGAACUCAGCGAACUGGCGUCCGCAUCUGCCGCCGCCGCCCAAUCGUCGCUGCUUCACUUCCGGCGGCGCCCCGACCGGUGCGUCGCAUCUGCCGGCUGCUGCUGCCACUCGUCGUUCGUCGAUUCCUCGCAGGCUCGCACUUCACCCCUCCGCAGCUCAGCUCGUUCCUCUCGACGUCGCGAGCGGUGCAGGCCACCGUCCGGCAGGCAAGUGCAGCCCUCCUUGAGUCCGUGACUCUUUAUGGAAACGUGUUCGUAGUCGCAGGCCGCGGCCGCGGCCGCUGGUCACCGGCGCCAGUGAGGCAGGAAGCAACCACGCACACAGCCACUCGAAGCCUCAACAGCUUUUCUGCUCCGAGCCUCCAGAAGAUUGGACAAGAUAUGACUGAUGCCGAUCGGUCCCUUUGGUGGCUAUCAUCAUCGUCGCCGAGGUUGCUGUCGAUAGUGGUGGGCUGUGCGAACAUUUUCACGAUUUAUAGACUGGCCAGCAGAAAUCAAACCUGUAGCCUUGUUGUUGCUGUUGACCCCUGCAGCCAUGGACCAUGACGAGGGUCACCAGACGUCCAAACGUCUUUCCAUUUUCCUAGGCUAUCCUGUGGGCAGAGGCACACAGUCUACAACAGUUAAGAGAGUAGCAUCCUUUGACUGGAUGCACUGACAUUAUUGGAUCCCUGUUGACUGAAUCUUUGGGAUAAUGUAGCUGAUGCAACAAUGUUUGUAUACUUUUAUGCCUUGACUAGCAACAGAAGUUAAGAUGUUACUUUCCCGGCAUGGCCUCUAUUUCAUCCACGUUGACAUUUUGUUCUUGGUAGACUCCGGAUUGUUCUCCAAGAACCAGAGAAAAGUAUGAGUAGAGGACUACCGUUAUCCUUGC